Molecule: messenger RNA, 867 nt
Organism: Liolophura sinensis
Lineage: Eukaryota; Metazoa; Mollusca; Polyplacophora; Chitonida; Chitonidae
Product: sulfotransferase 1C4-like
Exons: 5
Coding region: 1-867 (288 amino acids)
Molecular function (GO): sulfotransferase activity
Source: RefSeq, a predicted model, not a curated record
AUGGAAUUUGCCGAGAAAAUCCCCGUUAAAGUACCACAAAUAGUCAUGGUGGACAGAGCAAAGUAUAUGAUUUACCACAAAGACCCUGCAGGAAACACUAUCAAGUUUUUCAACUACAGCCGCACACCACUGCCCACAAUGGUGGGUGACCAGGUGGCCUGUACGGCCCACUGGAAGGACUUUAAGGCCAGGCCGGACGAUAUCUACAUUUGUAGAUACCGAUACUCUAAAUGCGGAACUAACUGGACCUGGGAAAUCAUUAAAAUGUUGUUGUCGUCGACCACUGAAUACAUGAAGGAGAACAAGAUGAGUACGAUGAUGGAAAUACAAGACCUGGAUGCCCUGGAUGCCAUGAGCUCGCCUCGAGUUCUCAACACGCACCUUGUUGUGCAUCAGCUCCCUCCAGACGUCCUUGCCAAGGGCUGUAAGAUCCUCUAUCUGCUCCGCAACCCCAAGGACGUGACCGUGUCCGGUUUCUACCAUCAUAGAAACUUGGUCAAAGUUUACGACUACCACGGUGACUGGUCGAACUAUUUCCAUCUUUGUUUGGAAGGAAAAGGUGAGUCACGUCUGAACUUCACUGACGAGGCAAAAAAACUUGCCGAACUAAUGGGAGUCCAACAAAAUGAUGACUUUUUCCAGCGACUGGCUCAAAGAUGUGACAUAAAGAACAUGAAAGCUGCCAAACAGUCGACGUUUUCUUCUGACGAGCACGCCUUGUGGAGGGACGGUGAGGCGCGCUUCCUACGCAAAGGGAUCACUGGGGACGGGAAACGCCAUUUCACCGUGGAGCAGAAUGAGCGGUUCGACGCCGUGCUGAAGCAGAGGCUAAAGGGUAGCCAUCUCAAAUUCAUACACGAACCCUGA